GGCGGGUACUUCAAGAUUGCACUUCGAUUUCUCACUCUACAAAGAUACUAACUCGUUCUUUCUCUCUGUAACAAACCUCCUUUCGAGAGAGAGAGAGAGAUUCAUCAUCAUGUUUGGAGCUAUGCAGCAUAAUCAUCCAAUUUCAUCAUCUUCCAUCCAAAUCACAACCUCCUCCAACAACAACAUUAACUACUUAAUACAACAAGUCUCUUACAAUUACAAAAAAUUCACAACUACCAAAAUCAAAUAUGCUAGACUCCGACGCCCAUUUUCUUCCAAACCUCAAUUCCGAUUUUUUUGCCAAUCCAAGACAGAGGAAAUGCAGAUAAGAAAGUAUUCUCCUUUCCUGGAAAGUUCAUUCUUGUCGGCUAAUGGCGCCUCGGCCUGUCAUGAGUGGAGAGCCGUUCCUGACAUCUGGAGGUCUUCAGCAGAUAAAUAUGCUGAUCGGGUAGCACUGGUCGAUCCAUACCAUAAUCCACCCUCAAAAUUUACUUACAGACAGCUGGAGCAGGAGAUCCUGAAUUUCUCUGAAGGCCUAAGAGCUAUAGGAGUAAAGCCAAAUGAAAAGCUAGCACUUUUUGCCGAUAAUUCAUGCCGGUGGCUUGUUGCAGAUCAAGGUAUAAUGGCCACUGGAGCAAUCAAUGUGGUAAGGGGCUCAAGGUCUUCGGUUGAAGAGCUAUUGCAUAUAUACAAUCACUCUGAAAGUGUUGCACUCACUGUGGACAGUCCUCAUAUGUUCAAUCGAAUUGCUGAAACAUUCUGUUCCAAGGCUGCUAUGAGAUUUGUUAUUCUACUUUGGGGAGAGAAGUCAUCCCUAGCUUGUGAAGGAAUAGAGGGGACGCCUGUUUUCAAUUAUGAGGAAAUUGUAGUUUUGGGAGAAGAGAGUCGCAGGGCAUUGUUUGAUUCUCAUAAUGCUAGACAGCAUUAUAUAUAUGAAGCCAUCAGCUCUGAUGAUAUUGCUACACUUGUAUACACAAGUGGAACCACUGGCAAUCCGAAAGGUGUUAUGCUUACACAUCGCAAUCUGAUGCACCAGAUAAAAAACUUGUGGGACAUUGUACCUGCUGAAGUUGGUGAUAGGUUUCUAAGCAUGCUUCCAUCUUGGCAUGCGUAUGAACGAGCUUGUGAGUAUUUUAUCUUCACACAUGGAGUUGAACAAGUAUACACGACUGUGAGAAACUUGAAGGAUGAUUUGCAACAUUAUCAACCACAUUACAUAAUUUCUGUUCCGUUAGUAUAUGAGACACUCUACAGUGGGAUCCAAAAGCAAAUUUCUACUAGCUCGCUUUUGCGUAAGCUGAUUGCACUUACAUUCAUAAGGAUCAGUUUAGCAUACAUGGAGUUGAAGAGGAUUUAUGAGGGAAAGUGUCUAACAAGGAAUCAGAAGCAACCUUCAUUUCUUAUUUCAAUGUUGGACUGGUUAUGGGCAAGAUUUAUUGCAGCAAUAUUGUGGCCUGUGCAUUUGUUGGCAAAGAAAAUUGUUUAUAGUAAAAUCCACUCUUCUAUUGGAAUAUCAAAGGCUGGCGUAAGUGGAGGUGGUAGUUUGCCUUUGCAUGUUGAUAAAUUUUUUGAGGCAAUUGGUUUGAAAGUGCAGAAUGGGUAUGGUUUAACAGAGUCUUCUCCUGUUGUUGCUGCACGGAAACCUUCUUGUAAUGUUCUUGGCUCAGUAGGGCAUCCAAUUCAACAUACAGAGUUCAAAAUUGUAGAUUCUGAAACAAAUGAAGUUGUCCCACCUGGUUCAAAGGGAAUUGUAAAAGUUAGGGGGCCGCAGGUGAUGAAAGGUUACUAUAAGAAUCCGUGGGCUACAAAGCAAGUCUUAGAUGAGGAUGGUUGGCUAAGCACUGGUGAUAUAGGUUGGAUUGCUCCUCACCAUUCAACAGGUCGAAGUAGUCAUUGUAGCGGUGUGGUUGUUCUUGAAGGACGUGCCAAGGAUACCAUAGUACUCUUGACUGGUGAAAACAUUGAACCAGUAGAACUUGAAGAAGCUGCCCUUAGAAGUGGUCUAAUUCAACAAAUAGUUGUUUUCGGCCAGGAUCAACGUCGUCUUGGAGCUAUUAUUGUUCCAAACAAAGAAGAGGUUCUAUUGGCAGCAAAGAAACUGUCUAUUGUAGAUGUCAAUGCCUCUGAUCUAAGUAAGGAAAAGAUGACCCGCCUGUUAUAUGAAGAAUUGAAAAAGUGGACUUCGGAGUGUUCAUUUCAAAUAGGACCAAUGCUCGUAGUGGACAUUCCCUUCACAAUUGAUAAUGGUUUAAUGACUCCAACCAUGAAAAUUCGAAGGGACAAAGUUGUAGCUCAGUACAGGGAGCAAAUAGACAAGCUCUACAAGUAAAAUUUCCUCUAGUAAAUUUACCAAUAUGCCAUGGACCUUAUGUAUGAACCAUAUAUCAAGUCCUUGAGACGGCCAGUCCCAGUCUUUGCAAGUUACCAGCUAUGAUUUCUCUCUAUUACACAAUUAAAGCUGCGUUUAGUAACUAUACUUAUUAAUUUUAUUUUGAGAAGAUGGAAACUCUACUUGCGUAAUGUAUUUUUAUGAAAAAUUGCAUUUUGCAUUA
Messenger RNA from Quercus lobata, 2552 nucleotides. RefSeq names its product probable acyl-activating enzyme 16, chloroplastic. NCBI's taxonomy places the organism in Eukaryota, Viridiplantae, Streptophyta, Magnoliopsida, Fagales, Fagaceae. Gene Ontology annotation, cellular component: chloroplast. Bases 110 to 2329 code for a protein of 739 amino acids. The record is from RefSeq and is a predicted model, not a curated record. Gene Ontology annotation, biological process: fatty acid elongation. The transcript is spliced from 18 exons. Gene Ontology annotation, molecular function: long-chain fatty acid [acyl-carrier-protein] ligase activity.